ACCCGCCCUGUUAUAUUUGGCUAGUCAGUGCUGUUUAGUUAUGUCGGUUAAGGUAGCUGUACCUUUUCCGCUUUGAGACUUAAAAAAAAAAAUGUCAGUGUCUGAGGACAGCGUAUCGUGUCCGACUGAAAACAGUGUCACUGUUCAUUUAGACUCGGCCUCUGUCUCAGACGCCGAAACAGUGCUAAAAAAUCCUAAUGUCCAUAGUUGUCAUGUUGAAGAAGAAACCGAGAAUGACGGUGAGCUUCUUAAAGGCUUGCUAACCGACACCUUCUGUCAGGUGUGUGAGGCGGUGUUGAUGUUUGAGUCUCAGAGAGUCUCUCACUAUGAGGGGAAGAAGCAUGCUCAGCGCGUUCGAAUCUACCUGCAGAACAAGAAAGCUGAAAGGAACAAGCAGAGCAGCUUUCAGAGUGUUAGUGCGGAUCCGGAGAAGUUCUGCGAGCUGUGCAAUAUGGUGUUUAGCUCGCCUGUGGUCGCCAAGUCUCACUAUGAGGGAAAAGUCCAUGCCAAGAACACAAGGAAGUCCAGCGCCACAUCCUCUGUAGAUUCCAGGACCACAGUGAGUACAGCGGCUCCUCCUGUAACUGCCGUGGAGGACGCAGCAGAGGCGAGCGCAUCGGACGACGUGGUUCAGGAACAGAAGGAAAGCACAGUGUCUGCUGCCCAGGGAGUCGACCUGAGUGACCCAGACAAGUACUGCAAGUUAUGCGCGGCUUCGUUUAACAACCCGAUGAUGGCCGCUGAGCACUACAGCGGUCGCAAGCAUCAGCGUAACCUGGCCCGCCAGGAGCUGCACAAUAAGCUGGGAGAACUGUCUGAGCAAGCAACCUCCCUCACAUGUCCAAUCUGCAAUGUUACUCUCAGCUCCAUGGACACAUACCAGGCUCACAUGAAAGGCAAUAAACACCAGAUAAAAGAAAAGAAGACGCAAGACGAUUUAUGCAAAAAGAAGGUGUACGACUCGUUCCAGGACGAGCUGGCCGACUACAUCCAGGUGCAGAGGUCUCGGGGACUGGAGCCCAAAACGGGUCAGGGAUCUGAAAAUCAGGGACCGAGGAAAGCAGAGAGCGUAGUAGACGAGAGCGGAGAGUGUUGUGACCAGCCCCAGAUUCUGUCUCUCCAAUCCCGUCUUCCUGCCCCUGCAUUCCGAACACAGCCCUGGCGCCCACCGUUUCAUCCUCACCCCAAUCCCGUCGCUUUCAGAGGACGAUUCCCAGUGCCGAACCAAUGGGAUCAGGGUUACUCAUCCUACCCUCCUCCCCUCAUCCCUGGGCUAACAGGAAGAGCAUUACAUAGAGGGAGGAGCCCAGAAUCUUUUAGCUCCUCGUCUUCGUUCUCAGACUCCUCGUCUUCGUAUAGUAGCAGCAGCAGCGAGGACAGCAGAGACAGACGGAGGAGGAGGAGGAAAAAGAGACGAGAAGGAACAAAGAAAAGAAGAGAAGAAGAUGGUGAUUCAGAAGGGGACGUGCAGAGAAGGAGCAGAGAGAGGAGAAGGAAGGACGAUGGCAGCGCAAAGAAACCAAAACGACACAGAGGAAGCUCUGAUGAAGAUCACGGAAAGAGGUGGAAGGAGAAAAAGCACAGAGAAAGAGUUACCAAGAAGAGACGGAGAGAAGAGGACGAAGGAGAUUGGACCAGAGUGUCUCAUGUAGCGAUGCCGAAAGGUGAGGGAGAAGGAGAAGCACAGAGUGAAGGACUUAAAGAGGAGAAAGCGAAGCACAAAAAAGAGAAGAAGAAACCGAAGGACAGAGAGGACAACCGGACAGAAGAGGAAAAGCUGUGGGACGAAACCAUUGUGGGGAUAUUCUGAUAGACGAUGAUUGUGAACACUCAUUCAUCCUACGUGGAAAGCGCAUGGAACCACAACUAAUCGGCCCUGGACAUAUGGAAGGGAAGAGAGAAGUCAGCACUCACUCAAAAAGAGUUGCAGGACGACCUGAAAGCAGCAGGAACAGCAGUUACACAGAAACCAAUAAGCAUUGAAGUGUAGUACAAUCACCUCUGUUCGUAAUCCUCAUGCAAAUCCCCGAUGCGAAAAAGAAAAAGCACAGAGAUGUGCAUCUAUAAGCAUUAAGAUGAAUCAGAGCUCUUGGAACGAUAUACUCUGGUCAGACGAAAUAAAAACAGAACUCUCUGACAGUAAUUGAAGAUGAUUUUCCAGGAGGACCGAGCCAGAAUUGAACCGCAAUGCUUACCAUGCUUACCAUAGACGCCUUGAAGCUGUAACCGGCAACAAUGGCUUUGCAACAAAGUAUUAAUGCUGGUAAUUUGUGAUUUCUGAAUACUUUUCCCCCUAUCGGCUUUGUUUUUAUAAACAUCUUUGUUUACACAUAUGAAUACAUACUUUUUUGUUCAUACAGUUCAUACAGUCCUCUCUGAAACUAUUGGAACAGCAAGGCCAAUUUGUGUGUUUGUGCUGCACAGCAAAGAUAUGUGUUUGAGUGUUUAGGAUUUCAGUUUUUAUUUCCUAUUGUUUAAAGCUAGAUAUGUUAAACAACACAAAACCUUUUAUAUCAGACCACCCAAAUUUUAGGCGAGCAAAAGUAUUGCAACAGAUAAGAAAAUAACAUAAUAUUUGGUUGCAUAUCCCUUUGCUUGCAGUAAUUAAAGAAGUAAAAAAGUAAGUAAAAAAAAAAAAACACAAUUGUUGGUUUCUUCUUUUGUGUUGCUUUUCCAGGCUUUUGUUUCUGGGGAUUUCUCCCUUCAGUUCCUCGUCAGGAGGUGAAAUUCUGCUCAAUUUGGUUAAGGUCUGGUGAUUGACUUGGCCAGUCUAAAACCUUCCACUUUUCCCCCUUGAUAAAGUCCUUUAUUGAGUUGGCAGUGUGUUUUUGUGUCUUCCUCCCGUUUAAUUUGCAUGUAUUUCCCUGUAAAUUGGCAGACAAAAUGUUCCUGCAAACUUCUGAAUUCAUUCUACCACUACCUUCAUGAGUUAACAUCAUCAAUAAAGAUUAGUGAGCCUGUUCGAGAAGCAGCCAUGCAAGCCCAAGCCCUGACACUACCUCCUCCAUGUUUCACAGAUGAGCUUAUUUUGGAUCAUGAGCAGAUCCUUUCUCAAUACUUUGGCCUUUCCAUAAUUUUGGUAGAGCUUACUCUUGGUUCCAGAACUUUUUUUUUGCCUCAUCUCUGUAUUUCUUUGUGAAUUCCAGUCUGGUUUUAUGAUUUUUACUGCUCAUGAGUGGUAUGGCCUCUAUAACCUCCUUUGGAGGUUGUUGGUGAUGUCAUUGACUGUUUUUGGGGGGUUUUCUUCACAGCUCUCAAAUGUUUCUGCCAUCAGCUGUUGUUGUUUUCCUUGGCUGACCCAUUCAGUGUUUGUUGCUCAGUACACCAGUGGUUUCUUUAUUUUUCAUGACAUUCCAAUUUGUUGUGUUGGCUAUGCCCAGUGUUUGUGCAAUGCCUUUGAUUGAUUUUCCCUCUUUUCUCAGCUUCAAAAUGGCUUGCUUUUAUCCCAUAGACAGCUCUCUGAUCUUUAUAUUGGCUUAUCCUAUUUAACAAGUGCACUUCACAGGUGAAACCUAAGGCUAAACCAUAGAGUUGAUGUUCAGAGCUAUUUUUUUGUUUAAACAAUCAAUCUAACAGGACACACCUGGGUAACAAGAAACACCUGUCAUGUUCCAAUAUUUUUUGUUCGCCUGCAAAUUGGAUGGUCUGAUCUAUUUCUGUUAACACAUUUAGAUACAAAUACCAGGGAAUAAAAGCGGACGUUCUAAACUCUCUUCUCAUAUUCAUCUUUUGAUCUCAAACCUAAAUGUUUUCAGGGUACAGCAAAAACAAACGAAUUGGCCUCGCCGUUCCAAUAGUUUCGGAGGAGACAGUAUGUAUAAAGUCAAAAGAUAUUACGUGUGUAAUGUGGACAAUAGAAGUAUAUGAAAUAAUAAAAACAAAAAGAACCAAACACUGAUUUCCCCUUGCUGUAGAUUCUGGAAAAGGUUCAGAAGUGGAUGAAUCAGUAGCCUGGGACAAGCAGAUUUAUUAUGCUCAGCGGGUUAACAGACAAGUAUUUUUUCUUCUCUUGUUUGUUAACGAAAGAAAGAAGCAUCUCUACUUGCUAUUGACUUGCAAAAGUUCUGGGACGUAUAUUUAAAUUGUGCUCGAUGUGACGCACCUCAAUGCUCUAACUCAGCAGUUCUCAAACUUUUUUUUUGGCAGCUUUUGCAUUAGUGUUAAAUUCAUUUUUGUGAUAUGUAAUCCUAGUUAAGUCCAUUUCAGUCAGGUUGUAACACUAGAAAAUGUGGAAAACGUCAUGGGGGUGAAUACUUGCGCACAGCAGUGUUGUACUCUCAAGACGGGUGCAGUGACACAAACUCUGACUCAGGGAGGCGCAGUUCGACUGCAAGAGUGUGUCCUGUUUGUCUCUGUGAGGAAAAACUAACGUUUGCUGUGAUGUAUGUGCAACAGAGUAAGUAUUUGUAUGAUUUGAUGUAGACGAGACCUUUUUUCCCCAAAUUUGUAUGCGAGUUGCCUGCUUAGGAUUUAUUACAUGCUCAUUAUUAUACAAGUUCUACAUUAAUGUCUGAAGCUCUGCUGUUAGGAUAGUGUGUGUGCUUGAAUAUAUUUUUGUCUUGUAUGACAGGUGUGUUUAGGGCAAAUGAGGACACUUGGCUUUUACAACUCACACCUGGCUCUCAGGUUAGACCUCAUUUGCCCCGAAUGAAAGGAUGAAGUACUGAAAUAUAGUACAUAGCCAAAAAAAAGAUGCUAUAUUAACACAGUGGAUAUUUAAAAAAAAAAAAAAAAAAAAAAAAGUAAUUGAAAUUGCAGGUUUUUAUGAUGUAAAGUCAAAAAUCAAGACAAAUCAUAUCUAAUAUUUUUCAUAUUUAACGUGAUCUUGAAAUGAAUUGAUAAUUAUCAGAGGAAAAAAAAAUUCUCUGACACUUCUCAGCCCACUUUGCUGUCAGAACAGCCUUAAUUCUUCAUGAAUGCCACAAGGUGCUGGACAUAUUCCUUUGAGAUUCUGGUCCACAUUGAUAUGAUAUUGAUAUUGCAUCAGAUAAUUGCUGCAGAUGUGUCACUUGUGUGACUCGUGUUCUACCACAUCCCAAAAGAUUCAGAUCUGAACCUGGGGAGACCUCUGAACUCGCGGUCAUGCUCAUGGAGCCAGUUGUGCGUUCUGAGAUGCUUUUCUGCUCACCACGGAUGUAAGGAGUGGUUGUUUGAGUAACCAUAGUCUUCCUGUCAGCUCUAUUCUGACCUCUCUCAUCAACAAGGCAUUGCCACCUGUAGAACCACCAUUGGAUGUUUUUUGCACCAUUCUAUGUAAACUCUAGAGACUGUUUUGUGUGAAAUCAUGCCAUGGUCAGUCACUGAGAUUCCAUUUUUCCCCAUUCUGAUGUUUGAUGUAAACAUUAACUGAAGCCUUUGAUUUGUAUCUGCAUGAUUUUAUGCACUGUACAGCUGUCAUAUGAUUGGCUGAUUGGAUAAUUACAUAACUGUGCAGGUAUAAAGUGAUGGAUAUAAACCUAUGUGGAUGUUGAGCAUGUAUGUGGAAAUGAUUUGAUCCUAUAAGCUGAGACACUAAUGCACUAUAUGUUUGAAGAUAAAAAAAAAAUUCUUAAAUUAAUUUUCCCAAUAUAGCACCUUUAAUGUGACAA
Molecule: messenger RNA, 5588 nt
Organism: Ictalurus punctatus (channel catfish)
Lineage: Eukaryota; Metazoa; Chordata; Actinopteri; Siluriformes; Ictaluridae
Gene: zmat1
Product: zinc finger matrin-type 1
Exons: 8
Coding region: 92-1810 (572 amino acids)
Cellular component (GO): nucleus
Molecular function (GO): nucleic acid binding; zinc ion binding
Source: RefSeq, a predicted model, not a curated record